CCCGCCUUCCAAAAGUUCGCGGCCUCGACACACCAGCAAAGUACACCAGAACUCACAAUGGCUGGUCGCUCCAAGAAGAAGGGCACCUCCGGUGCGGCGAAAAACUACAUCACCCGUACUCGCGCCGUGAAGAAGCUGCAGAUUUCGCUGCCAGACUUCAGAAGAUUAUGCAUCUUCAAGGGAAUCUACCCCCGCGAGCCGCGCAACAAGAAGAAGGUCUCCAAGGGCUCCACCGCUGCCACCACCUUCUACUACACCAAGGACAUUCAGUACCUGCUCCAUGAGCCGCUGCUGGCCAAGUUCCGCGAGCACAAGGCCGUCGCAAAGAAGAUUGGCCGCGCCCUCGGUCGCGGCGAGUCUGGCGAUGCCGCGCGCCUGGAGAAGAACCUGAUGCCCAAGGUCAAGCUCGACCACAUCAUCAAGGAGCGCUACCCGACCUUCGUCGACGCCCUCCGCGACCUCGACGACGCCCUCUCCAUGCUCUUCCUGUUCGCCAACCUGCCUUCCAGCGAGCACAUCCCCGCCAAGACCAUCGCCCUCUGCCAGCGCCUCACCCGCGAGUUCGAGCACUACGUGAUCACCUCCCACGCCCUGCGCAAGUCCUUCCUGUCGAUCAAGGGUAUCUACUACCAGGCCACAAUCCAGGGCCAGGACAUCCUGUGGCUCGUCCCAUACCGGUUCGUGCAGCGCACUGGUGGAGACAUUGAUUUCAGGAUCAUGGGCACAUUCGUCGAGUUCUACACCACACUGCUCGGCUUUGUCAACUACCGCCUCUACACCUCCGUCGGCCUCGUAUACCCUCCCAAGUUCAACGCCAAGAGCGACGAACAGGGUGGUGAGCUUGCGGCCUUCCAACUGGAGGGCAAGGGCAUCAACGCGAACGGUGCCACCAACGGCGAGGACGAGGACGCCGAGAUCAACCCAGAGGCACAGGCUAUCGCAGACAGGAUUGCGGCUGAAGGUGAUGUCGACGAGGAGAUUGUCGACGCAAUUGUUGCUGCUGCCGACGACGACGAAGAGCAGGCCACCGAGGGCAUUGAUACGUUCGUGCCCACUGCACAGGACGGCGAUGUCCUGCCCCAGCCCCAAGCCAGCCGCGCCGAAGCUGGUGCCCUCUUCUCACCCUUCACAUUCUACCUCUCGCGCGAGACUCCUCGUGCAUCCCUUGAGUUCAUCCUCCGAGCCUUUGGCUGCAAGCGCGUAGGCUGGGACUCGAUCCUCGGCGAUGGCGCCUUCACAACCAACGAGUCUGACCCCUCCAUCACCCACCAGAUCAUCGAUCGUCCGACCCUUGCUAACGGCGCCGCCGCCCCUGUUUCUAACGAUUCGGAAGAUGGCGCACCGAAGGCUCAAUGGCCGCGCUCCAUGAUGCCCGGCCGCACAUACGUCCAGCCCCAAUGGGUAUGGGACUCGAUCAACCAGGGCAAGCUGCUCCGCCCUGAUCUCUACAGCCCCGGUGCCGAGCUCCCUCCCCAUCUGAGCCCCUGGGUCAAGCCCAAGAAGGGCGAGUACGACCCCAACCUGCCGCUGGCAGCGCAGCAGCCCGAGGGCGAAGCCGAGGCGUUCGAAGACGAGGGCGACGAGGAGACAUUCGACCCCAAGGAAGACGAUGAGGACAUGGACGCCAUUGUCGACCGCGACGGCUCCGUCGAGGUUGGCGAAGGCAUGGACGUCGACGGCGAUGAUGACGACGAUGACUCUGACGCAUCCUCUUCUGACGACGCUGCACCGGCCGACGACGACGACGAGUCCGACGCCGAGUCCGACAUCUCCGACGGCGAAGCCGCCCGCCUCCAGCACCAGGCCGAGCUCGAAGCCGAAGCCACAGGCAAACCGCUCAAGAAGGUGGCCCCGACCAAGAAGGAGCAGAACGCCGCCAUCAGGAAGAAGGCAGACAAGGCGCGCAAGGCCGAGGACGAGGAGCGCGAGCGCCAGAAGAUGAUGCUCAGCAACAAGAAGAGGAAGCUGCUCAAGCGCAUCGAGUACGGCGCGAACAAGCGCGACACAGAGGCCGAGGGCCUGAGGCGGAAGAGGGCGAAGCUCGAGAAGGCUAAGGCGGCCGCUGAGGCUAUCUAGACCGGUUCAUACCACUAAAAGGAAGGCGUUUGGGAGUUGCUGGUCCUGCAGACCAUGGGUACUGGAGAUAGUCUGUUGAAUCUAUAUGCAUUCUUGAG
This is a messenger RNA of Boeremia exigua, 2174 nucleotides long. Its product is annotated as Pescadillo N-terminus-domain-containing protein. Gene Ontology annotation, molecular function: RNA binding. The transcript is spliced from 2 exons. Lineage: Eukaryota; Fungi; Ascomycota; Dothideomycetes; Pleosporales; Didymellaceae. Gene Ontology annotation, cellular component: PeBoW complex; nucleolus. Bases 58 to 2076 code for a protein of 672 amino acids. The record is from RefSeq and is a predicted model, not a curated record. Gene Ontology annotation, biological process: maturation of LSU-rRNA from tricistronic rRNA transcript (SSU-rRNA, 5.8S rRNA, LSU-rRNA); ribosome biogenesis.